UCCGUGUUGCGGUCAAGCGAAGAGCAGACUCCAAUUCCACAGAAUAAGUUCAUGGGCGACAUUGAGGAGCUGGCUGCUAGCUAUGAACGCAAACUCAUCGAGGUGGCUGAGAUGCAUGGUGAAUUGAUAGAGUUUAAUGAGCGCCUGUACCGUUCGCUCAUGGCCAAAGACCACCUCAUAAUCCAGAUGAGACAGGAGCUCAUUGACCUGAGAGGACCGGAACAUCCUGCGUGUAUGGAUGCUUGGGUUCCAGGUGAUUUAAGCCAGACGUCAGAUGACCCUAGCCUGUCAGAUUUUGAGACGGCUCAUCGCGCUCUCAUCAACGUAUGGAUCCCCUCUGUGUUCCUGCAAGGCAGAGCUGCCAACGCCUACCACGUCUAUCAGGUGUAUAUCCGCAUCCUGGACAAUGAGUGGAAUGUGUACAGGCGUUACACUGAAUUCAGGGAGCUCCACAAUCAUCUGAGAUCACAGUUUCCUCAGGUGGACACCUUCAACUUCCCACCCAAGAAAGCCAUAGGGAACAAGGAUGCCAAGUUUGUGGAGGAAAGAAGGAAGCAGCUGCAGGGCUACCUUCGCACGGUGAUGAACAAACUGAUCCAGACGCUGCCAGAGUUCACAGCCAGCCCCACCAAAGAGACGCUGCUGUCGCUGCUGCCUUUCUGUCAAGACACACCCCAAGCCAACGAUGGCGGAGCCAAGACGCCACGGUCGAAAACUUCGUCACGUUUUCCCAGACUGGGCCGCAGGAACACCCAGGAAGCCAGACCUGAACCUCAGAGUGGUGACCUUUAACCCGAGGGCCUUCGAACUCAGAUCUGGGGACGAUGUUGCAGUGCCUCUGGACCGUGAACCACAGGCUCAAAUGUGUGAAAGGACAUUUGGAGCAUCUGAAGGACACUAAAGGCGUUACAGAUAAAACGCCUGUGUCACCUAAACCUUCACUGCAGGCAAUUCCAGGAGAAUAUGAAAAGAUUUCUUUGUGUUGCCUGGCUAAGUAAGGGAUGAAUUGCUCCCCUGAAACUGCCUAUUGAUGGACCCAAUCAAAUAGUGUCUUUUACCUCACUGAGAGACUGAAAGACUCUCUGCCAAGACUCUUUGUAAGACUCUAUAAGCUGCACAUGGACUAGCUUGGAAUCCUCUCUAUUUUCUCAAACACACUGGGAUGAUGGGGACAUGUUGUUUUUCUUAAGUUUUGUAGUGAAAGUAUUUCAUGGUCACAGUGCCUACAGUAUUUGUAGCUGCAUUCCUGCUCUGGGUUGGUAGGGAACGGGUUUGCAUGUGAAGGAGGUCAAAGGGGGGGAUUAAAGUCUUUGGUUGGAAAUGAUUUUUUUUCUUUGCUUAUGUUUCAGCAUUUUAGUGCCAUUACAUUUUUGGACAACACUGAUUCACCAUCAGUGGCGUGGUGUGGACCACCAGGCAACGGGCAUUCCUUCUUCCUGCUUCUGAUAUAUUAUAUGACUUUUAUAGAAAAUCUGUGAUAUGUGUAACAUAACUUAAUGUUACCAUGGGUGCAGUAAUUAUCAAAAGAAGUUAGAAAUUCAAUUUAAUAAUCACGGUAAAGGAUUUGGUUUAAACACCACUGGUAAACUAAAAUAUCUAAGAGACUGUGAAAAAGUCUGGGGAGUCAGUUUUGCUUAAAAAUGAAAAAAAAAGUCUCUCCUUUUUCCUUUCCUUCAUAGUUUUUGAAUAGCCCCUUGCUAAAUGAAUGAAUUGCUGUAAAUGAGUGUAAAUCCAUAUGUCCUCUCAAAAAUACAUGAUCACAUAACCAGUGAUCUUAGUUUGAUGCACGGUUAUAAGGUUUGGGAUAACCACGAUUGUGACUUAGAAUAAAAGCAGCCACAUUUUAUGAGUAAAUGCAAACAUAAUAUUGACAUAAAUAUUGGCCCACACCUCUUUAUUUUCGAAUUCAGGGGUUUUCAGUCCCAUUGCCACAGGUCUAUAAAAUCAAGAACCUAGCAGUGUGCUCCACCUUUGCAAAUUUUACAAACGCAACCAACUGUGAGAGGUAUCACUUAGAAGAGGAAGCAUUAGGAGAACGGCAACUCGAGCCACAAAGUUGCAGACUAUGUGUAGUAACAAAGCAGUGUUGCCGAGUGCUGAGGUACACAGUGCACAAAAGUGACUCAAUAUCUGCAGGUGUUAACAUCAGCUUAGAAACUGCACCAGGAGCUUCAUGGCAUCGGUUCCCAUGAUCGAGCAGCUCCUAUGGAUGUAAUGAGAUGGGCCAGUACAUUUGUCCUUGUGUAAUAUCAAUUCGUGUCGUACAUAUUUUAAGAUUAGAAAACGGUAAAAUAACAAAAUACCACUAAAAUUGACCAAAUAACUCUUUUACCGAAAAAGUUGACUUUUCUGUAAAAUGCUAAUAAACAGAACGCGAUCAUCUGCAAAAUGAUUUCAUGAUAUUGAAAAUGAUACACAAGAAGCACUGAGGCACAUCUUGCACAUUUAUAAAGCACCAUUAAUGCUGACCCAUUAUUUCUCCAAGACAAUGCGUUUUGUCACAACAGCACGGCUCUGUAGUGAAAGACUUGGGGAGUUAAUCUGACCAACCUGCAGUGCAGACCUAUUACUAAACUAAAACAAAAGAUAUGACAAAGGAGGCUCUAAACUGUGAAACAUUAGAAAUCUUAUUUUUUUAAAAGUAAGAUUAAUAAAAUAUUUCACUUUUAGAACUACAGCAGCUGGUGUCCUCAGUUCUAAAAUGAUGCAAGUUAGUGGAAAACAUUGUGUCUUUGGGACAAGAGACUGGCAUCAUAUUUAAAACGGACACGUUUUCAAAAACAUCUAGAAAAAUGACCAGUUAUAACAUUGGAUAUGUUGUCCUUGCAUCCAUUUUCAAAUAAAUAUGGGUCUUUAAAUUAUUUGCAUAUCAUUGCACUCUGUUUUUAAUUAUAUUUUAAACUGGUUUGUUUUUGGGAGGGGGGAACACGAUUGUGAAAUAGCUGUGUUUUGGAGGUUUACCCUCCUAUUCAUUAUAUAAAUAUGGGUGAUUAUCAAAGGUCGACUGACUGAACUGCAAUUCAAUAUUUAAUGAUUGUUUUGCUAAUGUGUCUUAGCAAGAUUUUCAUGCGGCGUUAUGUUGCAAAUGAAUGUUUUAAAAAUGACUAAACACUUGAAGAAAAGCUGCUUGUUAGAGUGCAAGCAAAGUGCUGCCAAGCAUCAAGUGUGGUGUAAAGCAGGAGCUCAUGCAUAUGCAUAGAUUACGCAAGAGUAGUCGGACUACGUUCAAAUGAGUGAUUGUGUUAGAAGGGCUUUGGGAAACUUGUAUCAAAGGGGGCGGCUCGCAAAAGUGGUAAACACUCCUGACUAUUGUUGAUGGGAGGUUAACAGAAUAAGCCUCGUGUGUUUUUAAUUAAGUUGAUAUUCUAAAACACACAAAAAACGACCCUCACUAGUAUCGAGCCGCUGCUAAGCACUCCAGUCGUGGCAGGAAACUGUCACACGACUUUCAUCAAUACAUACAGGUUUUUAAUCCCUGAGAUAGUUAUUAUCAUUCCUUUUAUAUGACUGUGAUACAAUAAAACACUGCAGGUGCAGAACUGCCUUAUAGAAAAUAAGCCCACAGAUCAUGAUGUGUGUAAUCUGUACUGCUAGCAAACAUGUCGUGUGUUCAUUGUAGUAAUAAAAAAGCAGCUGUUCAUUCAUCAGUUUUACAGUGAAGGUGGGAAUCAUUUAACUUUUCAGCACAAAUAUUCAUACGAUAUAUGUGGUAGUGUCCUGUAUAGCAACUGUAUGCAGCAUCAAUCAGAAAGCCACCAUCACUGAGCUUUAGACUGGGUGGUGCCCACAUUAAUCAAACAGCUCACACAGCUGCAGUUGAAGUUUAGGGUGCAUUUAGCUGUUAGUGGCUAAUAUAACCUAAAAGACAGAAACAAGGAGCUAAUUUAUCAGAUUUGUGCAGCUCCCGCUAAUAACAAAAAGCUUUUGUGAUUUAAGACUUAAGAAACCCUUAAAGCAGCUGAUUGAUACGCUUUGGGGUUUUUAUAGCACUAUGAAGCAUCCAUAUACACGCUGUUUCUGUUUUGACCAAGGCUCCUGAUCUCCUGUUGAUGUAAUCAAUGCAGUAUAUUUAAAACUUAAAAAAAGCUUUGCAAUUAUUUUAUUUUGGAGAAAAAGCACUCGAUACUCCACAGGGCUUAUUUUAAACCUGAAACUCUGUGACCACUGCUGCACAUCACACACUUCUUUACGUAUUUCAGGUAGUCUUAAAAUGCUCAGUGGUGGAGCUUCCCUUCUUUUUGGGUAGAGUUUUCAGUACAUCAGUAUUCUUUCAAAUGAGUCCAUCUCCUUCCCCCGUAAUUGCUUGCUGCACCUUGAGGCUGGUAACAAGAGUGAUGACAAACAAAGAAAGUGAAAUUGGCUUAUUGAGUUGCAGCCAAACUGUUCUCUUUGUAGUAUGCCUCGUGUGUUCUUAUGUACUUUUCUGUCCUUGCCUUUUGUCGGCGGCCUGGCCUUAUCCAUCACUGUCACAGCAAAGAGGGACUGAACAAUAAAGAGUAUCGCAUCUACGCUA
Molecule: messenger RNA, 4513 nt
Organism: Pundamilia nyererei
Lineage: Eukaryota; Metazoa; Chordata; Actinopteri; Cichliformes; Cichlidae
Product: sorting nexin-29-like
Exons: 8
Coding region: 52-792 (246 amino acids)
Molecular function (GO): phosphatidylinositol binding
Source: RefSeq, a predicted model, not a curated record